AUGCGUUCGUCCACCACCGAUUCUGGGACUAUGUUUUCCUUCCUCGCCAUUCUUGUAAGCCUUCUUCCCGUCGCUUCAGCCUCGACCUCUUACACCGUUAACGGCAAUAAAUACAACGUCGACGAAGUUAUAACUCGAGAUGUUACCAUUCUUGGGGGAGGCUCAGGCGGGACCUACUCCGCAAUCCGCCUCAAUGAUCUAGGGAAAAGUGUAGCAGUGGUAGAGGCAGCAGGCCGCCUGGGAGGUAACACCGAAACCUACAUCGAUCCAGGAACUGGCACUCCAAUCGAAGUGGGCGUACAAUUCUUCCACAACUUCACCGUUGUAACCGACUACUUUGCUCGCCUCGGCGUAGCUUUGACAACUGUUCAAGCUGGCCCUAACCCCAACACAAGUGUAAUAACCUCAUAUGUCGACUUCCUGACCGGGCUACCAGACCCAAGCUAUGUCUUUCCCAACUUCACUGCCGCGCUCGGCGCAUACGCUGCACAACUAUUCCAAUAUCCAUAUCUCGACCUCGGUUUCGACCUCCCCUCUCCCGUGCCCUCCGACCUCCUCCUUCCAUUUGGGCAAUUCGUCACAAAAUACUCUCUCCAACCAUUGGUCCCUUUCGCCUGGAUCUGGUGCCAAGGUAUCGGAGACCUGCUCGCUACACCCACCAUCUACAUCAUGAAAUACCUCGGUCUCAGCUCCCUGCAAAGCCUGCAAGAGGGGUUCUUGGCUACCGCUCUGCACGACAAUAGUCUUCUCUACCUUUCCGCGGAAAGGGUCCUAGGGUCGAACGUGCUGUACAAUAGCACAAUCCUAGCCGUAAAGCGAACGAACGACUAUGUGCAAACAGUCAUCAAGCAAGGCUCCAAAACGACACUGAUAAAAUCGUCGCAGCUGAUCGUCGCUAUCCCUCCUACAGUGCAAAAUAUGAAAGUCUUCGAUAGCACGCACCAGGAAAAUCGGCUGUUCAGCCAGUUCACAUACAGCGAGUACUUCACUGCGUUGCUGAGAGGUACAGGGAUCCCGGACACCGUUACCUUGAGUAAUGUUUCACCAGGUGCGAAUUUCAGUUUGCCGCUUCCGCCGAAUGUUUAUGCGGUUGACCAGACGGGCGUCAGUGGGUUGGUGGCUGUGACGUAUGUUAGUACGACGGCGACGGUGGGGGAUGAGAUCGCGAAUUUGGUUGUGGAGCAGAUCAAGAACGUCCAAGUUGAAGGGAAGGGGGUAAGCGAGCCAGUGUAUGCUGUAAAGAGUAAUCAUCGGCCGUUUGAGCUAAGGGUUGAUGCGAAGGCUAUUAAGAAUGGGUUUUAUGCGGAUCUUUACUCGCUGCAAGGGGAGAAGAGGACGUGGUGGACAGGUGCGGCGUGGCAUGCACAUGAUUCGAGUUUGAUUUGGAGGUUUACGGAGGGCUUUCUGUCUAAUAUUACUGCGGCUGUGUAGAAUGGGUUCGGAAAUAAGGAUGACUCUCUCACUUGAUUGGCUUAGCUUGAAGGUUGAUCAAAAUGAAACAGAUA
This is a messenger RNA of Hyaloscypha bicolor E, 1505 nucleotides long. Its product is annotated as FAD/NAD(P)-binding domain-containing protein. The record is from RefSeq and is a predicted model, not a curated record. NCBI's taxonomy places the organism in Eukaryota, Fungi, Ascomycota, Leotiomycetes, Helotiales, Hyaloscyphaceae. The transcript has 4 exons. The coding region runs from base 1 to 1431 and encodes 476 amino acids.